AUGAUGCAUUUUAGAAAAAAAUCCGGUAUUAGUAACACAAGUGAUCAUGAAGGAGGGAACCGUGCCUCAGAUGUCAAGAUUUCUGAAGAUGAUAAAGCAAGAUUAAAGAUGCGUACUGCUUCUGUUGCUGAUCCUAUUCUAGAUGCCGUGCAGGAAGCCCAGCCUUUUGAACAAGCUGCUGAUACUUUUCACGACAAUAUGAAUAGACAAUCUUAUUUUUCCAACGAAGAAGGUCAUGUUCUAUGUGAUGUUUUCGGUCAACCGAUCACACAGGCUGACAUAUCGAAUCCAACUAGGGCAAGAGAUGAAAGACCUUUGGACACCAUAAGAAGUUUCGAGUAUGCCGUUUCCGGAGACCCGGUCUGGGCCCAACAGUUGGAGACCCCAACUUAUGGGUUUCGCGUAAGACCUGAUUUUCCUAUGUUUGGUGCUGCUGUGACUUACGACGCCAACGGUAUGCCGCAACAAGUAGGAGGUGCUUCCAGUCAAAUGUAUGGUGAGCAGGCGGUGUAUCAACCACAACAACACGUACAGACUGAGGAAAAGCAAAAGAAGAAGAAGAAGGGAUUGUUUGGUAGAAUGAAGAAGAAAUAA
Messenger RNA from Saccharomyces paradoxus, 594 nucleotides. RefSeq names its product Gsr1p (gene GSR1). Lineage: Eukaryota; Fungi; Ascomycota; Saccharomycetes; Saccharomycetales; Saccharomycetaceae. The record is from RefSeq and is a predicted model, not a curated record. The transcript has a single exon. The coding region runs from base 1 to 594 and encodes 197 amino acids.